Alosa alosa (allis shad) is the source of this 7073-nucleotide messenger RNA. It is a transcript of the gene alpk2, whose product is annotated as alpha-kinase 2. The record is from RefSeq and is a predicted model, not a curated record. Gene Ontology annotation, molecular function: ATP binding; protein serine/threonine kinase activity. The transcript is spliced from 10 exons. Lineage: Eukaryota; Metazoa; Chordata; Actinopteri; Clupeiformes; Clupeidae. Gene Ontology annotation, biological process: protein phosphorylation. The coding region runs from base 322 to 5571 and encodes 1749 amino acids.
AGUGUCCAAGUUCCACAGGAGAGCUAUAUCAGAGCUGUAUCAGAUGGGCCCAUGUUCUCAAGGGGAUCAGGAGGGAGUCUGGAGGCGCCUGGGAUGCUUCUGGCCAUCUGGGAACAGCGCCACCAAUCUCCUCAAACACUAUUCUAAUUACAGCCUAGGCACUGUUUACACUCCUCCAGGAAUAUGAAAUUGUAAUGAUUACAGAGCAGAUUUAGGUCUAAGAAACCUCUCUGCUUCCAACACUGAACUGAGGAGCAUCUCAUUUGCCUCUGCAACCUCUGCGUCUCCUCUGCUCUUUCCACAGGUCGAGAUUAAGACUUCAUGAAUGACAUGACUGACAUGAAUGACAGACAGGAGGAUGAGUAUGAAUAUGAAUACUCAGAGUUUGGAUGGAUCAGAAGGCUCAAAGCCCCAGCUGUCUCAUGUGCCCCACUUUCAGAGAGUGAGCCCAACAGUGUGAUUGUAGGCUUAAUCACAACAAUGACUGGAGGUCAUCUGGACACCAGCAGGGCUGACCCAACAGCCCAGGACAUGUGCCUUAUCCAGGCACAGUCCACUUUAACUCCUCUGACUGAGAGGAAAGCCAGCAGUGACAUUGAUCAGAUUGAGGACAGUGACGUCUGUGCUGGCCCUCUCACAGACCCAGGCGUGGAGCCCUGCUGGCCUCCUGUAGACUGUAGCAUUAUGUCCAUCAGUCCAACCCCCGACACUAACAGCUCUCAUUUGGCCACUAGUAUACGGGCCAGAUGCCUGAAUUCCUUUUUAGGAGAUUUAGACAUUUGCAAUGAUCCCACCAUCUCUCCAACAGACUCUAGCUACUCUAGUUUGGACACUAGUAUGUCUUCAUUGCCAAGUGGCAGGGAGUUAAAUUCCCCCGUAGAAGGCUGCACUUUCAUCAGUCGACAGGUAGAGAUGUGCAAAGAUCCUGCCAGCCCUUCCAGUGACACUGGCAUAGUCUUCACUACCCUUGCCAUAGAGGGUAGCAUGGACCAGCUCAACCCACUUUUAGAAAGCACAGUGGACCCAUUCACCCUCUCUGUACCCAGGAACCAGGAGCCAGUCACUUCUCCCACUGACACUAACAUGGCUCUUUAUUCUCUUCCUAGUAGCCCACCUGUACACAGCUCUACAGAUCACAUCACCCCCAACACAAACAGUACCAUGAACCUUUUGAGUAAUCUUGAGGCCUGCAGUAUGCAUCCCACAUCUAGCAGUGCAAUCGACCUAAUGCCUGAGACCAGAACGGACUUUGUAUGUGAUGCACAAUACCUAGAAACAGACCCUCAUCUCACUGACACACAAGAGGAGACUGGGGAGGGUGUCAUAGAGAAGUGCAUGAACUGUGACUCUCUUGAAUUGACACAGAUGACUAAUGUGGUGGUUGAGGAGCCUCCAUUUCAAUGUGCUCCUGAUGGAGAAGAGGUCAGAGGUGCAUGUGAGGCAGAGAGAUGGACACAGAUAGAUAGUGGCAGUACAGAAGAAGAUAGCCAACUCGGACAUUUUGAAACACAAGCCUUAGGUCAGCCUUCAGAGACUCUGACGACAGAGGAACCUCAGGGUUUCCAGGAAGGUAACACUGAGGGAGGCUGUAUGCUUAGUGGGGACUCUAACACAUACACUGUAUCACAGUAUCUUAAGGAGUCAUUAACAGCGGACCAUAGACUUAGCCAUGACUGUGAGGAUGAGGCUUUAGGUUACUGUGACAAACAUCUUCUGAUGCAGACUGCUGAGAAUUUCACCACGAAAGCUGCUGAGAUUAGCUCUGAAGAUGAAACGGUGGAGGCUUGUAUUACUGAUGGAGCCUUUGUCACCCAUCCCUUGACCCAUAACUUCCAGAAUCCAGCGACAGACAGCCACUUGCUAAGUGACAGUGGUAAGUGGGAUCAGUCAGAGACAGGUCAGAGGCAGGCAGCUGUUGCCCUGGGAGACUUAGCCGAUGUCUCCGCAGGAAAAGAAGGAGUUGGUUUCAAGUCGGAGGACUCUGAUUCGCCUCAUGAGUUGUGGCUGGAUGCUUGCCAGUUCCUGGCAGGUGAGGAGAAUGAGGAGUCUAUUUUGGACGAGUGGGGGCAUUCUCCCACCAGGAGGAGCUCUGGUGCAUCAACACACAACACAAAGGAGUCCGGUUCCCCGAGGGGAGCGACCACUAGCAGGUCAAUCAGUGACUCUGCUUUCUGGAGGCCACCUGUCGAGAGAUGGUCGUCCACGGACAGCUGGGUCAGUGCGCUCUCGGACUGGGCUCCCGCUCUGUCUGCCCAUCCAGAGGAUCCGUUCAGCGGUGAGAGGCAGCCAGAGGCCAGCAUGGCGAUCCAGGACCAGGCAGUGGAGCAAAGCCCAGAUGGAUCAGCUCACAGGGGACAGGUGCUCACUACCCUCCCACAAAAUCUGUUGGUUCUGGAUGGACAUCACUCAGCUAAGGUCAGAACGGAAACACAGGCCGACCCCAGAGGACUGACAUCAGACCCCUUAACAUGCUGCCGCCUUCCACCGCCCUCACAGAUAGGAACGGCUCUGCCCAGUGACAUGGGGGCUUCCUGUGACACACUCUCGGUGGGUGACUCUUGUAUACACCCAUCUGACUUUCCCGCUGACAUGCUUUAUGGGGACGGCUAUAGGAUUCAGACAGACCAUUUUGCGGAGUUAUACCACCAGGUACCACCUUCCUUACAGCUUGCAUAUGAAAGCGGUGGACAACAAUAUGUAAAGGCAGAGCCCACCGCUCUGUGGGAGGUGAACAAAGACAGCAAGUCCCUGCCCGUCUUGAGCAUUGAGGAGGAAGGUGAACGGAGUUAUGGCUCGCUGAACAUCUCCGAUUACUCCAGCCGAGCAGUUCCUACAGUCAGGCUUGAAGGAGGGCACAGUGUGUACACAACACGCUCGGCCACAGACACAGGACCCUUGACCUGCAGUUCGGACCAGACAGGUUCACCGGGGUGUGGAUCUCAACUACAGAGGGAGAAGAGCGGAUUUCCACAGUUUAUUAUGCCCUUAGCCCCUCUCUGCCACUCUAGCCUCGGCAACACUCUCCAGACACCCAUUAACUGCUCUUUGCCAGGGGACCACCUUGGUGCCAGGGGCCUGCCAGAGGAGCCUCACACUUGGAUAAACUCACAUGGCAGCAUCCUUGCCUCUCUCCUUCCUCCAUACGCUCGGAAUCAUUUGAAGUCCCAUCUAAAGCUUCCCACUGCCAAGAAGCCUGGCGAACAUGUGACGUGUGAGCUCAGAAGUCCCUCUGACACCACAGACACAUCCACCAGUCGUGAGUCCUCCUCUCCCGCAUACGCGUCCUCUUCUUCUGACGAGCAAGCUGCUCUGACUGAUUUGUGUUCUGACAAGUGCGCUGACCAAGAGUCCUUGCGUAAGGCGAGUGACCUUAGCAAAGAAUGUACUAAGCUGCUCAUAGCGACAGGUGAACGCUUUGCGGUUUCGGAGCAGGACCGCGUGGCCUGCCUCACUCUUGACACAAACUACAGUCCAUAUCUCCCUCAGUGUGUUGUAAGACACGACCCUUUAAAUACGGCCAAACCGAAGAGUGAGAUAGAACAAAUACAGAGCGCCGCAAUGUCUCACAAGACCUCCAAGGCUGCUGAGGGCAAAGGCCGCUUCAGGCACAAGGACAAGUCAGGAGGCCAUCACUCGACAGCACACGUCUCCAAGAAACAAGAGAACGUUCAUCCCAAGUUUCAAAGCAGCUCCUCGUUAGCCGAUGCCAGUUGUGAGGAUGGAACGGUGACUGUAAUUGAGACCAUAGUCAUCACAGAGAAAAUCACCCCCAAAGCCCAGGGGAAGAGAAAGAAGAAACACCAUCAGGCUGUGGCAACAGGAAAAACAGAAGCAGUGCCACUGGCUGAGGUUGAGAAUGGAGCCAAGCAAAAAACGGCAAGUGAUCAAAUCAGCACUACUGAACCCUCAGUGCGUAUGGACAGUGGAGUCAAACAGAAAACAGUAGGGGCAAAGAACAACACGGACACUUUUGAGACCAGGCUGGCCCAGAGGAACAGCAAAGGCUUGGACAAACCAGUGGCUCAUGCCAAGAAAGAGACUUUGCUUUCUGACAUUUCAGCGGCUCCUAGAUUGUUGGAAGAAAAUGCAGGCAAACCAAAGAGCAAGAAGAAUGACUACAUUAGACAUCCCACUAGGGAAAAGCACGAGGUGCUCCCUGUUGAAUCCAAACUGCAAAGGCUCAAGAGCUCUUUCGAAUGUAAGGAUGGAAAUGUGGUGCAUAAGAAGGCCUACAGUGAUGUGGUCAGAGAGAAGAUACACGCGCCAAAGCUAGGCCCUCAGGUGGUGGAAGGCAUCCAAGCAUUGCCUGUCUUUGGUGAUCCCCAAAGUAUCUCUCUGCGCUGCAAGUUUGGCAACAUCACAGCUAGCUCCACUGUCACCUGGACAAAGGGGGCAGCCAUCUUCUCAGAAAUCCAAAGGAGUGCUGGCGAUGAGAACCAGGUGUGUCUCACCCUGCUAAAUGCCUGCAGCAAGGACCUGGGCAUGUACCGCUGCUCCCUCCGCAAUCCCCAGGGCUCAGUCUCCUCAGACUUCCACCUCACCUCGGAAGGUAGGCAGCAGGUCCUCAUCCAGCAAAUCUCAGCAUGCAUGAGUGAAGAAAGCCCAUCUCAUGAUGCCACUUCUCUCUCGCAUGUCAUUCAUCUCUCUUCUCAUCUCUCCCUCCUCUCCCUCCCAGUUCUCUGUGAACUUGUCAUCUCAUGUCAUAGUAAUGAAGUGGAGCUCACUGAGGUGGCAGGAGAUGAAGAGGAUGUGCAGUGUGCGCCACUGCUCUUCAAGGAUGACUUCCUGUCGGAGCAGUAUUUUGGGGAGCACCAGCCUGCCAGCAUUAUAACGGAGAAGGACCACUUUGGUGAGGGCAUGCACCGCAAGGCCUUCCGGGCCACGCUGAGGGCAGGCAUGGUGUCAGUCUUCACCCCCGGGCACCCCUGUGUCCUGAAGGUGCAUAACGCCGUCAGCAAUGGCACCAAGGACAACGAGGAACUUCUUGAGAGGAACUACAGCCUGGCUACCGAGGAAUGUUAUGUCCAGAAUACGGCCAGAGAGUACAUCAAGGCAUACAACAAUGUGGCCAGAGCAGCUGAGUCGUUUGGAGAAGUUCCAGAAAUCAUUCCCAUCUACCUGGUGCAUCGGCCCUCCAGUGACAUUCCCUAUGCCACGCUGGAGGAGGAGCUGCGGGGAGACUUUGUGAAGUACUCGGUGAAGGACGGCAAAGAGAUCAACCUGAUGAGGAGAGAUUCUGAGGCAGGCCAGAAGUGCUGUGCCUUCCAGCAUUGGGUCUACACCAUCACAGAAGGCAACCUGCUGGUGACUGACAUGCAAGGAGUUGGCAUGAGGCUUACAGAUGUUGGCAUCGCCACCUGCAAGAAAGGGUACAAGGGUUUCAGAGGGAAUUGUGCAACCUCUUUCAUUGACCAGUUCAAAGCCUUGCAUCAGUGCAACCGCUACUGUGAGCUGCUGGGACUGACCUCUCUGCAGCCCAAGCCCAAACGGACAGCUCCGCCGGCCAAGCCCAAGCCCCAGCCCGCACCCAAGAAAAAGACUUUUGCCCCAACACUGAAAGGAAAGUCCUGAUAGAGUGAAAGAUUUGGCCAGUUUAUUUUGCAUUUGUUUUUUGGAGCAAGAAUCAAGCCAUCCUAACACACUGUUAAUCUGCUGAAUUACCAGACUGAAAUUCUGUUGUCAGCUGGCAAGAGAACUGUGCACAUGCCCUUUAAAGAUCUUCACCAGGAAGCAGUGUGUGGCAUUGCAGAACACACAGCAAUGAGCACAUGCAUGUUUUGGUCCAGUCUUGGACUUUGAGAUUGUGUUUCAUUAGACACAUUAGGAUUGUGUCCCACAGGAUUGUGUCACAGAUACUGCCUCCUGUUUUUGACACAAAAGGUUUUCUGUUGAUAAAGAAGAAACUGUAGUUCAGAAAGAUCUGAUACAUUAACAUAAUUUGUGUUCAUUUGAACACCAUAAUCAUAUCUUAUUGUGUCCUGCAUAACAUAUUGAAUUCUUAGUUCUUGUGUCCUGUGUAGAUUCAGAUCACUUGUAAUAUAUUUAUAUAGAACAUUUAUGUUUAUAAAUGCCACUUUUGGUGUUAUUAUUCUGUUUUCUUUAGAAUUAUUUUUCUACCAAGAAGAAAUAAAUUUAUAAGAUUUUCAGAUGAAAUAACAUGAUUAUUUUAUGUAUCUUUGUCAUGACAUGAUUGACAAAAUGUUUUGCAUUUGCUAUUUCUGGUUAUGUACCCAAUAUUUGUUUUGUUUGUGUCUGAAUUAUGAAGUUGUUUAUAUUCUUGUUCAGUUAAACCCCUUGUUUCUGCAAGCACGGUUUGCUUUCAGACAGUCGACAGCUAGUUAUGAGAUGGACAUUAAACUUGACUGUAGACAGUUUUUUGACUUUUGAAGAGUUUGUAGACUAUUUUUACUCAGUGUGGGAGCAUCCUUUUUUACAUAAAUCUGACAUUUUCAGGUAUUUCAUUUUCAGUGUGCAGGCAUGUUACUUGUAUUCUGCAGAGGCAUGCAUGUGUAUCAAAAAGGAAAGUCUAAAAGUAGAGACUUUAAUGUGAAAGGUCUUUCUAGUUGACUUCCUGUAUGUAUAUUUGGCUGCUAUAGAAUGCAGCCCUGCCCCAGCAGUGACUUCAAAAUACAUGACGGCUUUCAAAUGAGCUGUGUGUAGCUCAGAGGAACUGGCUACCAGUGAUUCAACACCAUUUUGCAUACAGUAGCUGUUGCCAGGCUCCUUUUUGACAAAGAAAGAGAGUCUGUUCAUAAACCUGGGCUUUGCCAUGGCCACAGGCUAGAGCAGUGUGUGCAUGUGGUGCUUGAAUGACUCCGGUGGGGGUAGGGAGACUGUUGAAGGUGUAAACAUGAGAGGGGCCACACUCAGUCUGGAAAGCAGGAGAACUCUUCUGAGCGCAGUCAGAAAACAUGCAGUCCCUUUGUUUUAGAGGAAAAAGCUGUGUGAUACCUGUACCUCUGUUGUUUGGCUACUGAUGUAUGUAUUAAAAAAGAAACAUUUUACCAAUUCAGUGUGUUCAUACUUUAUUGAAUAUCAAGACCAAAAACCAUAAUUAAACAACUCUGCAGUAA